This is a messenger RNA of Cordyceps fumosorosea ARSEF 2679, 1656 nucleotides long. Its product is annotated as Amino acid/polyamine transporter I. The record is from RefSeq and is a predicted model, not a curated record. NCBI's taxonomy places the organism in Eukaryota, Fungi, Ascomycota, Sordariomycetes, Hypocreales, Cordycipitaceae. The transcript has 3 exons. Bases 1 to 1656 code for a protein of 551 amino acids. Gene Ontology annotation, cellular component: membrane. Gene Ontology annotation, molecular function: amino acid transmembrane transporter activity. Gene Ontology annotation, biological process: amino acid transmembrane transport.
AUGCCGUCCGCCACCACCACCAGCGGCCGAGGUGACUGGCCGCCACCACAACCGCCAGAGAAGAGCGGCGAAAAGUAUGGCCUCGAUGCUGACGUCGAAGGCCGUCUACAUUCUGGCGAGGACGGCUCCCUCGCUGAGGGCCGCGUGCAGCAGGACCGGCUUCGCCGCGCCCUGUCUGCCCGCCAGGUGCAGAUGAUUGCCAUUGGAGGCACCAUUGGCACCGGCCUGUUCCUAGGCACCGGCAAGUCGCUGGCCACUGGCGGACCGGCCUCGAUGCUCAUUUGCUACGCCAUUGUCGGUGCCAUCGUCUUUGUCACAAUGUUAUCUCUGGGCGAGAUGUCAGCGUUUAUCCCCGUCGCUGGCAGCUUCUGCACCUUUGCAAGCCGCUUCGUCGACGACGCCUUCGGAUUCGCCCUCACCUGGAACUAUUGGUUUAACGAUGCCGUGUCCACCGCUACCGACCUCGUCGCCUUGCAGCUGCUACUCGACUACUGGCACACCAACUUCCCCGGUGUCGCCUUCAGCCUCAUCUUCUGGGUCGUCCUCAUCGCCGCCAACAUCAUCACCGUGCGCGCCUACGGCGAGCUCGAGUACUGGCUGUCGCUGCUCAAGAUUCUCACCAUCAUCGCCUUCAUCUUCGUCGGCAUCGCCGUUAAUGCCGGCGGCAACACCGAGCACCGCUACAUCGGCGGCGCCAACUGGCACCUGCCCGGCGCGCCCUUUGUCGGCGGCAUCGGCGGGUUCGCGUCCGUCUUCGUGACGGCAAGCUUCGCGUACGGAGGCACCGAGUCCAUCGCCAUCACGGCCGGCGAGACCAAGGACCCCAGCCGCAACAUGCCGCGCGUCGUCAAGAACGUCUUCUGGCGCAUCCUGCUCUUCUACAUCCUCUCCAUCCUGCUCAUCGGCCUCAAUGUGCCGUACACGGCCGACGGCCUCAAGAACAAGGACGCGCGCACGUCACCAUUCACCCUCGUCUUCCAGAUGGCCGGCGCCGAGGUGGCCGGCAGCAUCAUCAACGCCGUCGUCAUCACGAGCGUGCUUUCGGCCGGCAACCACGCGCUGUUCGCGGGCUCCCGGCUAUUGUACACGCUCGCGCUGCAGGGGCAUGCGCCGCGCGUUUUUGCGCGUCUCAACCGUGGGCAGGUGCCGUGGGUCGCGGUCAUCGCCACCAGUAUCAUUGCCGGUCUGUGCUUCGGCUCUAGCUUCAUUGGCGCCGGGCAGCUUUGGUCCUGGCUGCAAAAUAUUGUCGGUGUGUCCAAUCAGCUUAGCUGGAUAUCCAUCGGCAUCGCCUCGAUCCGAUUCCGCAGCGGCCUCGCGGCCCAAGGGAAGACGCACCUCCUGCCGUUCAAGAACUGGACCUACCCGUGGGGGCCCUGGUUCUCCGUCAUCCUAAACAGCUUCCUCGUUCUGGUGCAGGGCUGGAGCUCCUUCAAGGACGGCUUCCACGCCGUCGACUUUGUUAGCUUGUACAUUGAGCUACCCGUCAUGCUCGUCAUGUUUUUGGGGUGGAAGCUGCUCAAGCGGACCAAGUUUGUCAAGGCGGAGGAGAUGGACUUUGAGACGGACGUCUACCACGCGGAGGUGGAGGAGAAGGACGAGGAUCUCGUGCCAACAUGGCGGUCGAGGACGAAGAAGGUGCUCAAUUGGCUAUUUUAA